GCCCACGUGCUGGGGGCCGGGCAGGAGGUGUGGGGACGGGUGUGCACACCGUCUAUAUAUACCACCGAGGCACCGGCGCCGGAGGAGGCACAGAGCAGAGGAGCCAGCAGCUGACAGCACACUGCAGCCCCGCCGUUGUCACCAUGAGGGCCGUGCUCUGGGACCUGCUACUUCUCUGCCUCUUUGCCCGGGCACGGAGUGACUGCCGGGGGGACUGCCUGCGCUGCGACCGCCACUUCUACCACGAUGGCUUCGACCUUCUUGUCUGCAUCCUGGAGUGCGAAGGUGAAGCCGUGCCACGGGCCACCUGGGAGAUGUGUGCCACCAGCAUCCGGUCUGCACCGCGUCCAGGUGCCACCGGUGUCCUCGGUGCCAUGGAGCCAGCCGAGGCGGUGGCCAGCCCGCUGCAGGUAAGCGAGCUGCUGCGGCGCCGGGACGCCGAAGAUGGAGGUGCUGGGAUGGCGCCGGGCGCUUUCCCAUCGCAGGACGAGGACAUUUCCCGGCGGCUCGGUGGCGGCUUCCCACGGGAGACACGUGGCUCGUGGCCAGCGGCCCGUGGGGUGCAGAAGCGAUACGGGGGUUUCAUCGGGGUGCGCAAGUCGGCGCGGAAGUGGAACAACCAGAAGAGGUUUAGCGAGUUCCUGAAGCAGUACCUGGGCAUGUCACCCCGCUCCAGUGAGUACGACAUGGCCGGCGACCUCAGCGAGCACAACGAGAUCUAGUCGGCCCCGCGGCACUGCGCCACGGACACGCGCGCCAUGGCCAAAAAUGUCAAUCCAUUGCCCCAACCCCAAAACCUCCAUUAGGAAGGGUUUCUCCAGGAAGCGAUGGCUGCUUGUUUUUUGUUUUUGGUUUUGUUUUCCAUUGUAGUCUCAAAAUACCAUAAUUUUACCCCUCAGCCCCCAUCCGUCCUUUACCCCUUCUGCUUUUUCAGUUGGCACAUUUUGCCCAAGAAAUGCCAAUUUUGCCCCACUGAGUGGCGAUGCUGGUUCUUGGGAUGCUCCAGUGCUGUGUUUUCCAUUCCCAAUGGGUGCACAUCAAAAACAGAAGGCAAAAAAAUAAUGGCUUGGAAACACCAAGCCCCAAGCCUAGGCUGUGAGUCACUACCUCAGUGACACCCCAGAAAUAUCCCUUUGCCAUAGGUUACAUUACAAUGUUAGGCAAAAGGGUUUCGUCCCUAACACCAUAAAAGCAUGCAGGAUGUUUUGGCCCCCUCCUCCUAUUAAAAAAAGCCACAAAACAUCAGAAAGAAAAGGUCAAAUAAAACCAAACCUGUUGCUUCUAUAAAUGAGAUGAAUCUUCCCCAAAAGCAUCACAUUGGCAGAGCCCAGUGGUGAGCGGGGAGCAUCCCCUCGGCCCCAGGAAACAGUGCCGGGAUGCUCCGAGCCCCCAACCCCAAACUUUUAUACCCCUCCCUCCCUUUUUUUUUUCUCUUUUUACUUUUUUUUUUUUCCUAUUUUUUGUUUAUUUGGUUGGUUGGUUGGCUUUUAUUUUUGCUGCAAAGCAUCUCCCUAAACCAGGGGAUUCCUCCGCAGCACUGCAGCUCCCCAGGGCAGAGCAUCCCGGGGCAGAGCAUCCCGGAGCACAGCAUCUUGGAGCAGAGCAUCCCGGGACUGAGCAACCCGGCCCCCUCUCUUGCACUGCUCUCAGCUGCAAUUAUUAUUAUUCUUUUUUUUUCUUUUUUUUAAAAAAUUAUUAUUAUUAUUUUAUUAUUGUUAUUUUUAUUUUUUCUGUUUUGUUUUUUGUUUUUCUUAUUGUUUUUGUAGCGUUCCGGCACCGCAUCCCAGCACCUUCCGCCAGGCACAGGCAAAAUUAAACCCUGCUCCUGUCCACCCAAGCAGCCUCCAACCUCUCUCUGACGGACCCCAAAGCGCUUCAGACUCUCAUGCGUCCUGAAAUCAUUUUUCUCCCUUCUCAAGAGCAGCCAACCGGGUGCAAUUUAAGCCAGGAUGGGAAAGGAUGAGGCCAUCACCGGAGUGAGGAGUCGUGGGGUGGGGAAUGGGGCAGAGGACUGCGGGGAUUAGGGGGGGGGAGAAAAAAAAACAACAAAAAAAAGGGAUUUUGGUAAAGUUUGCGCCCUGCUUGGCCAUUGGGAACGUCCAACGUGGGAAAAAGGUGAUUGAAAACAUUUUGUUUUAUUCCCCCUCCCAAGUGGCUUUUGGGCAUCCCCUCCCAGCAUUGUGUGCCCCCUCGGGGCUCCCCCCAGGAUUUUACCCCCAGCAUUUGGGGUUUGGUUCCCAAAAAGGGACCAGAGCAUGACCCAGCACCCAGAGCUGGGCAGAAAGCACCUGGAAAUGGUGUUGGUGUUGGGUUUUGUUUCUUUUCAUUUAAAACAUAUAUAUAUAUAUAUAUAUAUAUAUAUAUCAUUAUCAUUAUUUUUUUUGGUAAUUACUAUUUUUUGAGUGCUUUCCCUGAGGUUUUCUAUGGACUCCGGGGUUGACUUCUUUGCUCAGCAUCGCAGCGUGUGUUUCUGUCGCGUCCCCUCGGCAUGUAUCGUGUCCCUGCUGCCGUCCUACUGCCGGAGCCCGGGUCUCACCCUUUGUACAAAACAAUAAUGGUAAUAAUGAUAACAAUAAAUACCCCUGCAAAAAGAAAACAACCAAACCAAACCAAAAACCCGUUCAACAAAACACAGCAAAAAAACCCCACCAUCACCGCCAACAAAACUCAACCCUCUCCCUGUUCUUUUUAAUUGUUUCAUAUGAAGGUUUCUCCAUUAAACUUGUACAUAGCAAAAGGAUUAAUAAAUUAGUUUACUGUUUCUACGAUA
Messenger RNA from Coturnix japonica (Japanese quail), 2770 nucleotides. The record is from RefSeq and is a predicted model, not a curated record. NCBI's taxonomy places the organism in Eukaryota, Metazoa, Chordata, Aves, Galliformes, Phasianidae.